This is a messenger RNA of Acanthocheilonema viteae, 322 nucleotides long. The record is from the annotation of a GenBank genome assembly. Lineage: Eukaryota; Metazoa; Nematoda; Chromadorea; Rhabditida; Onchocercidae.
AUGGCCGAACUUCCCAUGCCUGAUUUAUCGCAUCUAAGUGCUGAGGAGCGUCAAAUUAUUGAAGAAGUAUUUCAACGGCAACGUGCUGAAGAAGAAAAAGAGACCCAACUUAGCCAAAAAGCGGAUCAAGAAUUGGAAGCUAUUGAAAAGCAAAUCAAUCAACGGAAAGAGAUCGCACAACGUCUUGUUGGAACACAAGAUGAUGCCAUUUGUCAAAUUUGUCAAAAAACUAAAUUUGCAGAUGGCAUUGGUCAUAAAUGUUUUUAUUGUCAAUUACGAUCAUGUGCUCGAUGUGGUGGUCGUACAGCAAGUCGAAAUAAAG